AGAGGGUCUUCGCUACCCAAACCCGGCCCCCUCGACAUGUUUUCGCUGGAAAACCGAGGUUCUUCCUGGACUCUACCUCGGAAACUUCAUUGAUGCCAAAGACCCGGAUCAGCUGGGCCGGAAUAAGAUCACACACAUCAUUUCCAUCCACGAGUCACCUCAGCCUCUGCUGCAGGACAUAACCUACCUUCGCAUCCCAGUGGCUGACACCCCUGAAGUGCCCAUCAAAAAGCACUUCAAAGAAUGCAUCAACUUCAUCCACUGUUGCCGCCUCAAUGGAGGGAACUGCCUGGUGCACUGUUUUGCAGGCAUCUCCCGCAGCACCACCGUGGUGACUGCAUACGUGAUGACUGUGACGGGGCUAGGCUGGCGUGAAGUGCUGGAAGCCAUCAAGGCCAACCGACCCAUUGCCAACCCCAACCCAGGCUUCAAGCAGCAGCUGGAGGAAUUCGGCUGGGGCAGUUCCCGGAAGCUUCGCCGGCAGCUGGAGGAGCGCUUCGGAGAGAGCCCGUUUCGGGACGAGGAGGACAUGCGUGCGCUGCUGCCGCUGUGCAAGCGCUGCCGUCAGGGCGCCGCCCCCUCGACGGCCUCCCCCUCGCUGCCCUCGGGGGCCUCGGGGGCCUCAGAGGGAACCCUCCAGCGCCUGAUGCCACGGCCGGCCCGGGAAACCCACCGGCCGCUGCCGCUGCUGGCACGCGUCAAACAGACUUUCUCUUGCCUCCCGCGGUGUCUGUCCCGCAAAGGGGGUGGCCCCGGUGACCACCCCCCAGCAGCGCUAGGGUUCAGCUGCGGUUUCCAGGACCUGGCCUCCAAGUGCGCAGCGUUCCUACCAGACGGGCCCAGGCGGCGCCUUCUGGAAGGAGCAGGAAGGGAAGAGACCUCCAUGGCGGGGGCAGGGGGUCCCCUGCGUCUUCGCGACUGGCUGGUGGCGCAGAUCGAGAGCGGGCGCUACGCGGGCUUGUGCUGGGAAGACGCCGGCAAGACCGUCUUCCGCAUCCCCUGGAAGCACGCAGCCAAACUGGGUUACCAGGCACAGCAGGACGCGGCGCUCUUCAGGGCCUGGGCCGUGUACAAGGGCAAGCACCUGGAGGGCACUGACAAAGAGGACCCCUCUACCUGGAAGACUCGCCUCCGCUGCGCUCUCAACAAGAGUGCUGACUUCUGUGAGGUGCGUGAGCGCAGCCAACUGGACAUCUCCAACCCCUACAAGGUCUACCGGAUUGUAUCGGAGGGCGCCCAUGGCCCAGUGGCCAAGCCCUGUGCUCUCCCUGAAAAGAAAGGCAGUCCCCAGGACCCGCAGGACCCUUCCAGGAAAGUGGCAGGACAGGCCUGCAAACCAGACCCGGACAGCUCUGGAGUAGCCACGGAAGAAGAGGACAAGGUGGGCUGCUUGCCACCCGCAGCCCUGCUGCCAAGCCCUUUGGCUGACCACAGGUACCAGGCUCAGGAACCAGCCCUCUCCUGGAGCUCCGCCCCCUCUGAAGAGUUCAGCAACCCAGAUUGCUGGUUGCAUGUGCGACUCUUCUACGGCGCGGAGCUGGUGCGCGAGGCCACGGCGCGCACAGCGGAGGGCUGUCGUCUGAGCUCGCGGGCCUCCGCCCACCCCGCCACCGAGCACCUGCUGGGCCCGCCUCCGCGCAUCCAACAAGUGCGGUUCCCCAAGCCGCCGCCGGGGGCGCGCGCGCUGCAGCACCUGUGGCCCCACCUGGAGCGCGGCGUGCUGCUGUGGGUGGCGCCCGAGGGCGUGUUCGCUAAGCGCCAGUGCCAGGGCCGCGUGUACUGGCGCGGCCCGCUCGCCCCGCACCGCGCGCGACCCAACAAGCUAGAGCGGGAGCGCACCUGCCAGCUACUGGACACGCGUCGCUUCCUGGCGGAACUGUGUGCCCACCUGCGGGAUGGCCACCCCGAGCCUGAGUACCAGAUCCGCCUGUGCUUUGGGGAGGAGUACCCGGGCCCUCCAGGCCGGCCUGAGGAGCGGCUCGUCAUGGCCCACGUGGAGCCUGUCUUCGCCCGGGAGCUAGUCCAACACUCAAAGCGCCUGGCUGGUAGUGCCCAGCAGGGCCCCCAGCCCAGCAUCCCGGACACCCUCAUCGACCUGCUGACGCACCUGAGUCAGCCCUGAGCCAAUCACUCUCUUCUCAAGACCCUAACGUCAGCUCCCCACAAGGAGAGGACCCCACCCCCCUUGUGGACCUAGGUGGACCUAGGGCCUCCCCCUCCAGGUCUCAGGUCUGGACAUCAGAAGCCGCUCUCUGGCCUUGCCUUCCACCUCUCAGCUCAGGGCUCCACCUGAAACACUGGAAGGGGGAAGACCCCAGGCCAGCUGUACUGAGGGUAUUGGGGUAGAACCGAGGCAGACCUUAAAACCCCAGAAUCAAAGACCCCUCUGCUCAGAGUGCCUCCAGCUGUUUACUUAGCACAGGUCUUCCCUGAGGUUGCGCCCACUGCUUAAAGCUGAGUCCAGGAAUGAGAUCCUCAGGUUGCUAGAGUAGAGUCAACCAAUAAUUUAAUUGCCUGCCCUGAAUUUCCAGAACCUUCCACUCACAUACUACGAUUCUCAUCUCUUUAUUUGGGCGAUGGUGUCCCCAAGCAUCGUCUGAACUUGGGGCUUUGGACGCUAGGCACUGGACCACAGGUUACUGAAGCUGCUCAGCAGGACAGGAGUCCUGAGGUCCCUGCUCCCUGCCGAUCUUUGCCACCUUGAAAAUCAGGAGCUGGAUGCCUAGAACCAUAACGUCAUUUACCCCGCCUUAUCGGGACAAGAGUCUCCCACCUCUUUUCUCCCUGUUUUUGGUUUGUGAGCUUAUUUAUAGGAAUUCUCUCACAGAUGCCAACAUAAUAAAUCUCACUGAAUGA
Messenger RNA from Echinops telfairi (small Madagascar hedgehog), 2856 nucleotides. It is a transcript of the gene DUSP15, whose product is annotated as dual specificity phosphatase 15. Gene Ontology annotation, cellular component: nucleus. The coding region runs from base 347 to 2122 and encodes 591 amino acids. Gene Ontology annotation, biological process: immune system process; regulation of transcription by RNA polymerase II. Gene Ontology annotation, molecular function: protein binding; DNA-binding transcription factor activity, RNA polymerase II-specific; RNA polymerase II cis-regulatory region sequence-specific DNA binding. Lineage: Eukaryota; Metazoa; Chordata; Mammalia; Afrosoricida; Tenrecidae. The transcript is spliced from 15 exons. The record is from RefSeq and is a predicted model, not a curated record.